Molecule: messenger RNA, 5426 nt
Organism: Diorhabda sublineata
Lineage: Eukaryota; Metazoa; Arthropoda; Insecta; Coleoptera; Chrysomelidae
Exons: 13
Coding region: 348-3413 (1021 amino acids)
Source: RefSeq, a predicted model, not a curated record
GCACUUCGCUAGUCCCCGACGACGCAGGGUGCAGUCGUCGCUUGGAAAAUUCGUAAAAAUCGGAAAAGUCGUCGGUAAUUCAACAAAUCGCGACAUAAAAUUCGAACCUAUCGAAUCGGAUUCGUUAAAAGGACGAUUCAAAUCAUAUUAUAUCGUUGUAGUAUUUAAUGGAAAUCGUGGCGGAUCUUCCAAGGACGGAAGUCAACGUUUUCUGAAGUGUUCACAGGUUGUGGCUGGUGGUUUGGAUUGGAAACGUCAAAAUUAUUAUAAUUGUUUCAGCGACAUGGAACGGGAAACGCGCCGGAUUUGUGAUAAAUAGCGACCGAUUCGGGUAGAGUUGAUUCGAUAUGGGAACCGGCGACGGCGCUAUCGAGAAAUCCAAACACAACCCCGACGUCGAAAAUUUAAAAUCCCUUUUGAAAAAAUCCAGUAAUAAGAAAGACAAAAAACACAACCGGGUCGUUUUCAACGAGACGAAAAACGAAUUUUUCGACGCCGAUUACAUAAUUCUAAUCAGGGAAGAAUGCGAUUUCGAAGACGACGACGACGACGGGGUGUGUACGUGUUACCAACACGAGAUGGUGCGAUUGACGUGCGGCGAACCGGACUGCAGCUGCGGCGGGGUCUACGAACAACAAGUCGAAAAUCAGACCCCCCAAAGUCCGAAAUUCGCGCCCCCCAUCGAAUUCGUGGACGCGGUUACGCUGAGUCCGCCGGAGGGUUACAAAGACAUGGAAUUGGAGGAGCUGGCGUAUAAACAAAGGAAACACAGAACGGCCGUCUGCAGGGAGUGUAGUGCCAAUCAAGAGCAUCUUAAUGAAAAAGGUGAUACUUGUCAACCAAACAGUGAUAUAAUUAAGCCAAAGAUAGAUUUAGAUGACGAUGAGCAAGAAAAAGAAAAAAUUGAUCAGAGUCAACAGACAACACCUACCUCUCCGAAUAACCCAGAUGGGAAAGAAUACCUUCUGGAAUCAUCUGUGGAUGAAGAUCAGUCUUUUGAGGAAAAUGUAAAACCUCUACCGACAGCAGAAUCUCCCGUAACAGGUAUAUUGAAAGGGGGGAAAUUGUGGAGACAACAGAGCGGGGAAAAUCUUGUCAAACAGGAACAAUUUACGAAAACUGACUCAAUUUCUGACGAAGAAUCCAAUCAGCGAACAGUCCGUUUCAUAGAAGAAGAAAAGAAAGACAGCUGCAAAUCUUCGCCGGAAACAGACAGAGAAGUUGAAGGAAAAGAGGCGACCAAAGAAGACGAAAUAUCACCAAACAAACAAGAAAUAUCAAACGCAGAACCUACAGAAAUGAUGUUGACAUUUAAAUUAGGUAACCAUGUGUUGAUAUCCAACAAUAGCCUGAAGCCUAAUUCGGCUGUUAGGCAGUUGUUUCCCUGUACGAAAGGACUGCAACCGAAAACGGGCGAAAAUGACGACAAGCAGUAUCUGGUCACUGCCGAGUCUCUGAAAGCGUUCGAGGAAGCCAAAAGAGCGAAACUGCCGCAGAUAAUACAAAAUACAGGUACUACUGAUAACAUAAAAAGAGUAAUAGAAAGAAACACUUUAAGAAGAUCUUUGGUUCGUUAUGAACCCAAAAGCAAAAAGAACCUACAAAAGACUGAUAAUUCUCUAGUGGAACGAAUCAAACAAUUAACAUGUGAUAUCGACGACGUCAGUCAAGAUUCGGACGAUUUGUCGGCUAGAGUGAGCCCCACGGGAGAAGAAGGAAGCAAUAACUCCGAUAAUAAUCAGAUUUCAAACAAGAUCAAAGAACCGAGAAACUUCUCGCCGUCAUCUUCUUCGACAGCCAGUUCCAAUUCUUCUACGUCUUCCACGUACAAGAAAAUCACCGAUAUUUUCGGAAAACGAGAAAAACCUCUGGAAAAUUCCACUCAAUCGGUUAAUUACGAACCGAAGACGGUACAAACGCAAACUUUACCGGAUAUAGGAGGACCUUACAAUCACGAUACUUCCGAGAAAGAUAGUAAUAAAUCGAAACAGUUUCUCUCGACAUUAGCUCCUCUAACAGCUUGCGUCAGCGGUAUCAGCCACCCAGACGACCAUUACUACCACUUGAGCAACCAUGGUUCAGUUAUUAGUUCCACCGGAAGCGAAUAUACUUUAGACGACAUAGACGAAGCUCUAGUCAACGAAGAAAACAAGAAAAUAACGCCGGAUGUACUGGCGGGAACACCCGCUUCCGAAUCCGGUGACGAACUCCUAGUUUUCGUUCAACAAGACGCCAAUAGGAUAGAAAGAAUCAAGAAAAAAUACGAGAAUGAAAGUAAGAAAGAGGACGACGAAAACGACGAUUACGGGUUCAAUCACAGACCGAGCGUGCGCGGUAUUAAACCGCGUUUUGGAUCCACAACUGAAAUUCUACAACAGAUCCAGAAUCAAAUACAGCUGCCGUCGACUAACGCCAACGUCUCGUGGCCGUACUACUCCGAAACCAGCCUUAACAGAGACGACGACUCGAAUAGAAUCAACAAACAGAACGCCACGACGCAAUAUCAAAAUAUUUCCGACGAAACCAAAGUUAGAAGUUACCAGUACAGACCUGUGAGUCUUCAUGAUAGUUAUCAAAGUUGUACCAAUCAGAAUUGCUACAAGGAUACUUACAAAACACAGAUGGGAAUGGAAAUAGAUUGCCAAGCGUAUCCGAAAUACAGAAACAAUAGACCGCUGUCACCUCCGCCGCAAGAGCUAUCAAGAACGUACCACCAAACCAUGGUUUACAUACCGUACAAUCACAUAGAGAGCUAUCAACAACCGAACCCAAAUCCUUACCAAACAAACGAAUAUUAUCGUUACAACCAAAUCAAUAAGAAAUACAUCGAGCCGGUAUAUCAACAAAAAAUGACUUUUAUCGAUGAUCAAUACGCCACCACAAACGGGCAGCAUAAAUUCAUAACAAAAACCCCAUAUAUGAACAGUUACCAACCGAUGUUGGUACCUUCUAGAAGCGAGAGUCCUUUAAUGGGUAAUUAUUCCAUGGCUAGAUCUACCCAGACGUCAGUUGGGUGUCUUUCUGGUUGCAGUUUCUAUCAAGUUCCUUCUACGCUCCGUUACAAAGAUUCCAUGCGGCAACCUUACAAAUCUGAUUACAAGGUCCAACGUCACAGUUUUCCCGCAGUAAGACCACGAUAUAAUUCCGGAGACGCUUCCGAGCAUGCGUACUUGGAUGAUACCGGUAUGCAACACGUUAAUCACCUCAAUGGUUAUUAUAAUUACCUACCGCCGAAGGAAUCUCCAGCUAACAGUCCUACCAAAGCUCGAUAUAUAGAAAGGGGGGUACCAGAGGGCGCAGCUAGCGUAUCACCUCAGGAUUCUCUAAAUUUACAGAGUACUAGUACUAAUACGUCUCCUACUACCAUGACACACAAUAGUUCGAAGCCACUUUUUUAUGCCAUGAACGUUUGAAUUUUGAAAUUAGAUGAAUAUAUUGAAAAAUUCGUUGCAAAAUUUUUCAUCAUUUUCAGUUUUGAGAAUUUUAUUAAAAUUGAAACUUCUAAAAUUAUUUUUACAUAAAGUUUCUCGAAAAAAAUUUGUCCUAAGUUCGACCCUGUUUAAAAAUUCGUUGCAGUAAUUAUAUAUAAGAUUUAUGAUUUCUUCUUCUUAUUUAUAUAGUUAUUGUCGUAUAGUAAAGUUCGCUUAAAGUCUACAAAGAAAGAGGCCACUUCAAAAAAGUUGGAUAAGAAAAUAUAAUAAGUUAAUUUUUUAUCCUAAUUAAAUAGUUUUUAACAUGAAAAAAAAUUAUAGUGAUUUAAUAACUUUUCCAAAAUAAAUGUCCAUCUCUAAUUGACUAGUGUUCUGUGUAUUUUCGUAUUGUUGAUUGUAGAGUUGGGAACUAAAUAUUUGGAACAGUUGGUAUAUAUGAAACAGAUAAAAGAUUCUAUGAUUUCUUCUUAUUUAUAAAUUCUGGUUAGUGUUGUAUAGGGAAGUAUGCUAGAAGCGUUUGUAUGAAUGGUUAUUUCUAUUGAACGUUUUUUUAUACGGCAAAGCUUGCCUAAAACCAUUACCAUACAUUUGAACUAAAUCAUCUCAAUGUUACUGUAAUUGUGGACUUUGGGAACAAAAUAACUCAAGUUACAAAUUUUUCGAAAAUUUGCAACGAUAUUUUCAAACUUUUUUGUGUGUGUAUAAAUAUUAUGUUGCUUUAGAUAAAAGCAUUAUUUGUUGAAAAUUUGUAGGUUAUAAUAACCGAAUGGCAGAAAAUAUUUCGUUAAAUAUGAGAAUUUUAUUUAUAUAACCAAAAAAAGAACCACUACAAAUAAUAUAUAAAAUGAAGUGAUUUAAUAACAUUUACCAAACAAUUACCCAUCUCUAAUUGACGUCACGUUGUUAUGGUUACUAUACCAUGUGAAGUAUAGAGUUGGGAACUAAUUUUUUGGAACAGUAAAUAUUUUUUUGUGGUGGUUCUUCAACAAUUUCAUAUUUAUUGAUGUUUUCUGUUAGUAGCUUAAUUAUUUAGAUGAAUCGUUGUUGUCGUAUUAAUCAGUAUUACUAAAAUUAAUUAAAAAAAAUGAGAGAUGUUUAUAUUUAUGUGACUUUUUCAUAUUUUAUUACAAUUUGCGUAAUUUAUGUUUUGUUACUAUAAAUUUGUAUUUUUAGGAAGUCUAUCAAGCCAAAGUAAUCUUUUUAUGUACAGGGUACACCAAGAAAAAGAAUCUUGCUUAUCUACGUACAUACAGUUCAAUUAUUGCAUAUAUUCAUACAAAAAUUGUUCAUUCCAUAACUGAAUUCUAUUUUUCCAAAUAGCUCAUUCAAAAAUUGUUAUAAACGAAUCACAAAUAAAUAUACAGGUACGAAUCGAUAGUUAUAUAUGAAUAACAGUUCCAGAAAUGAAGAAUUCAUUCGUGUUAAUAAAUUUCCGCUCAAGGUUAUUUAAAUUUGAGGUUAUGACUAGAAUUCAGUUUAGGAAUACCUCGACAUAAUUGCAAAGUGCAAUAUUUGAGCUAAAAAGUAAUAAUAUUCCCAAAAAUAUUAUAAAUCUUGUUGUAAUUUAUAUUUAAAAGAGUCUAUAACCUCUAUCACCUGUUUUUACAGCAAUCUAGUUUAAUUUUCUCGACUCUAUCGGAAGGAGCAUGCCAAAACGUGUUGGCUAUAGUGAAAUAUAUACAGAAAACUAUAAAACGUUUAUGCUCAAAAUUUUCUGUAAUCCCCAACACACUCGUUAAAAUAAAACGAAUAGUUUAAGAUUCUAGGAAUUGGAAAAGACCAAAUUUCAAAAACUAUAUUCUAGGUAUAACUGAAAUUAUUUUUUGUCGCAGGUGGUAUGUAAUGUUGUGAAUGAAAAACCCCUUUUUGAAAAAAUAAACGUAGAUCAUCAAUCAAAUUGAUAAAUUUCUAUUAUUUAUUUACGUACCUAGCAUUUAUCUAGGCUGUAAUAUGUGAAAUAACUUGAAAUUACAAUAAAAUUGUACGGUACUUACA